This is a messenger RNA of Plasmodium adleri (nom. inval.), 2544 nucleotides long. Its product is annotated as Plasmodium exported protein (PHISTc), unknown function. Lineage: Eukaryota; Apicomplexa; Aconoidasida; Haemosporida; Plasmodiidae. The transcript has 2 exons. The coding region runs from base 1 to 2544 and encodes 847 amino acids. The record is from RefSeq and is a predicted model, not a curated record.
AUGAAAAUUCGGAAAGGACAUUUAUUUUUUAUGUUAGAAAAAAGAUAUAUUACAGAAAAAACUAAAAAUGAUAAACAGCAAUAUAAUUGUAAAUUAAACAAAGAAAAAAAAUUGUAUCAAAAAAAAGACAUUAAAAAUAAAUGGGUGCUUUAUAAAAAUAGUGAUUUAUUAUUAUUUCUUUUAUUAAUAGUUAUAUUAUUUCAGGAUAUAUAUUCAUACAAUAAAUGCACAAAUGUACAUCUCUUAAAAUUUAGUCCUAAUUUCGUAAGAGUAUUAAGUGAUUUAUAUUAUCAAAAUCAAUAUGAUUAUAAUUUGCAUGAUGUGAGUGGACUUUCAUCACUAGGAUAUAAUUCUAGAGAGAGUGCAUCUACUAUUAAUAGAAAUAAUUUUAAUGAUAAUAACGUAUCAAAUAAAUAUCAAAGUCAAGGUCAAGGUCAAGAACAAAGGAAUGUUAAUAAAGGAACUAGUUCUAAGAUAUUAAAAGAAUCAAGGAUUGGAAAUACAUCUCAAUCUAACAUUAAAUGUUUAGAUGAUGAUUUAAGUUUUUUAGAACAAUCUUUUAAAGGCAUAUCUUUUAAUACAGAUAAGGAAAAAGGUAUAAAUAGUGGGAAAAAUAUAAAUAAUGGAAAUAAUUAUAAAAUAUUAAACGAAUCUAUAACUGGAAAUACUACUACUACUACUACUAAUAAUAAUAUUUAUAAUAAUAAUAUUGGUAAUAAUAAUAAUAAUUCAAGGGAUAAUAUUCAUAAUUUCGGAAAAACUCCUUCAGGUGUUCAUUUACAAAAUAGGAAUCCAGGAGGAAGUAAUAGUGAUAGUAAUUCCCAAAUGUUUAGAGGAAAUAAAUAUGACAAGAAAAAUUAUAAUGAUAAUAAUAAUUAUAAUAAUCAAAAUAGUAGUAAUUAUCAUAGUCAUUAUUUGAAUGGAUAUAACAAUAGAAUGGGUGGUAGGAACACAUCACAAGGAAAUUUUCAAAGAGAUCCAUAUAUAGAAGAAAAUCCAAGAAAUUACAAUAAUAUUUCAUAUAAUAAUUAUUCAAGUUAUACAGAAAAUCCAUAUAAUAAUUAUUAUUAUGGUUAUGAAAAUACUACCAAUACGUAUCAUAAUAUGGGAUAUGGAAAUCCUCAAAGAAUUUCUAUAGAAGAAGGGAAUGAAAGAACAUAUUCAAUGUCAAAUAACUAUAAUACAUAUAACGAUCCAUAUUAUGAUAGUUAUUAUGAUGAUAAUAAAUGGAAUGAUGAUUUUCUUGUAAUGGAAAAAGAAUUUGAAAAACUGGUUCAUCAAAAACAUGGUGAAAAUUAUAAUCAUGAUAAUAUGUAUAAUUCAUAUAUUAAUAAUUUAACAUAUCAAGGUCAAAAUUACAACCCAAGUAAUAUUGAUGAUUAUUUAGGAACUAUAGAUGAAGCUUUUGAAAGGGUGCAUUUUAAAGGACAGAAUGUUAGAAAUUCUAGUUUUAAUACAAUUUUUAAUUAUGAAGAUUAUAUGAAAGGGAAUAUGAAAAUAGAUUUCGUUGACAGUUCAGAUGAAGAAUUUGAAAGUAAGUUUAAUAAUUCCUCUGCUCAGAAAAAAAAAAACAAAAAGAGGAAAGUACAAAAUGUGAGAACAACAAGUCGUACAUUACAUAGAAAAGAUUAUAAUAAUAAUAAUAGUGAUGAUAAUAGUAAUAAUAAUGAUAAUAGUAAUAAUAAUGAUGAUGAUAAUAAUAGUAAUGAUAAUGAUGAUAAUAGUAAUAAUAAUGAUGAUAAUAAUAAUAAUAAUGUUGAUGAUAUUUGUAAUGAGAGUGAAUAUGAAUUUCCUACUAAAAAUAAUGAUUAUGAAGACAGUUCUUAUGAAACUGAAGGAGAAACACAAGGAUCAUCAUAUACUGAUAAUAAUAAUAAUAAAAAAAAUACAGAUAGUAUGAAUAAAAUUGUAAAAAAAGAUUCUUCUUCUGAAUUACAACUUUCUAAAAAGGAAAACGUGGACCAAUUACAUACAGUCUUUCUAAGUGAUAUAGGAGUUGAUGCAAAGUGGAAUACUUCGAAAGAAAAGAAAGUAAAUGAAUCAAAUAAAAAAGAAAACAUUAGUUUUGAACAAAAUUAUACAGAAAAGGAAAUUAAUGAUAUUAUUUCAAAACUAAAUGAAUUUGUAAGUUUGAAAGAUAUGUUUAUUAUAUUUAAUCAUGUUAAAAGAAUUGAAAGGAAAAAAUUUCUUCAUAUGCAAAAAGAUAUUAAUGCAUAUAUAGAAAAAUGGACACACAAUUAUAAAAUGCCUGGUUAUGUAAAAAGGAAAUGUAUGGCUAAAGCAAAUUUUAAUAUGACUGCUGAUUACUUGGAAUUGGAAGGUAGAAUUUUACAAGAUUUUUAUUAUUUGUUAUUUAAGGGAACUAUGGAGAAGUCUAAAUUCAUUCAACUAAUACAGGAACAAAGAAAUUAUUGGUUGAAUCUAAGAACAGAAUUGAAUUCUAUUUGGAAAGAUGUUGUGGAAAAAAAAAUGAAGUGGUAUGCAUUUCGUUUAAAAAAAGAUAAAAGUAUUGGAGAUUGGAUUGCAUUCCUUGCUAAGGAGUAA